Molecule: messenger RNA, 2114 nt
Organism: Daucus carota subsp. sativus
Lineage: Eukaryota; Viridiplantae; Streptophyta; Magnoliopsida; Apiales; Apiaceae
Product: L-ascorbate oxidase homolog
Exons: 2
Coding region: 113-1786 (557 amino acids)
Molecular function (GO): copper ion binding; oxidoreductase activity
Source: RefSeq, a predicted model, not a curated record
AUCCAUAAUACCAUUUUAUUCACUCACCAGACAACUUUUCACAAGUAUAAGUUGUUGUUGAUCAUACUUUUACACAAACCCUUUUAUAUGGUUCUUCUACUUCCACAGGAAGAUGAGCAGAGUGAAAUUUGAGCUUGUUCUUGGCUUACUACUAAUAUCAUGCCUCUUCCUUCGUCGCGUUCACGGUGAGGAUCCUUACUUGUUCUAUACAUGGAAUGUGGCCUAUGCAAAUCUUUCUCCUCUGGGUGUUCCCCAACAGGUUAUUACAAUCAAUGGUGAGUUCCCGGGUCCUAUGAUCAAUGGUACCUCCAACAAUAAUGUUUGGGUGAAUGUUUUUAAUAAUAUAGACGAGCCUAUCUCGUUCCACUGGCAUGGCAUUCAGCAAAGGAAGAAUUCUUGGCAAGAAGGAUUGCCAGGGACUACGUGUCCUAUUCCACCUGGGACAAAUUAUACUUAUAAGUUCCAAGUGAAGGAUCAGAUUGGGAGCUACUUUUACUAUCCCUCCACUGCGCUGCACAAGGCGGCUGGAGGGUAUGGCAGCAUCCGAAUCCACAGCCGUGACCUUAUCCCCAUUCCUUUUGACCCUCCUGAGGCAGAGUUCGCGGUCAUGAUUGGAGAUUGGUACAGCAAAAGCCAUGUUGAGUUGAAGAAACAGCUUGAUGGGGGGCGUACUUUGGCAAAACCUGACGGUGUUCUCAUCAAUGGUAAGGCGGGUAAAGGGGAUAACAAAGAUGAGCCUAUGUUUAACUUGCAACCAGGCAAAAUCUAUCGCUUCAGAUUCUGUAAUGUUGGAUUUAAGUACAGUCUAAACGUCAGGAUACAGAACCAUAAGAUGAAGUUGGUGGAAGUUGAAGGCUCCCACACCGUGCAAAACAUGUAUGAUUCACUUGAUGUUCACGUGGGACAAUGUUAUUCAGUUCUGGUCACCAUGGAUCAGGAACCGAAAGAUUACUUCAUGGUGGUGUCCACAAGGUUUUCAAAGUCCGUGCUCACCUCCACAGCCACUAUCCGGUAUGUAGGUGGGAAUGGACCAGCCUCGACAGACCUCCCCCAAGCUCCAACAGGCUGGGCCUGGUCACUCAACCAGUUCAGGUCUUUCCGGUGGAACCUGACAGCCAGUGCUGCCAGGCCUAACCCACAGGGCUCCUACCACUAUGGAGGUAUUAACAUUACCCGGACUAUCAAGCUGGCAAGCACAGCUGGAAAAGCCGAUGGCAAGCUAAGGUAUGCCUUCAAUGGCUUGUCGCAUACUGACCCAGAGACUCCGCUCAAGCUUGCUGAGUACUUUGAUGUUCCUGACAAGGUAUUCCAAUACGAUAACAUCAAGGAUGACCCCCCAGCAGUCGACGAUGAAAACGUCAAAAUCGAGCCCGUUGUUCUCAAUUCCACUUUCCGUAAUUUUGUGGAAAUCAUAUUUGAGAAUCAUGAGAAGAGCACUCAGACAUUUCACUUGUCUGGUUACUCCUUCUUUGCCGUCGGCAUUGAAGCAGGGAAAUGGUCUCCAGACAAGAGGAAGAACUACAAUCUUCUUGAUGCACUAAGCAGGACAACAAUACAAGUAUAUCCAAAAGGAUGGGCCGCAAUCAUGUUAACGUUAGACAAUGCUGGAAUGUGGAAUGUGAGAAAUAUGGCGCUGGAAAGAUCAUACCUAGGCCAGCAGUUCUACAUAAGCGUUCUCUCCCCAGAGAGAUCUCUCCGAGACGAAUACAACUUGCCCGAAAACUUCCCCUUAUGUGGUAUAGUCAAGACCAUGCCAUUGCCACCACCACGUUACAGCGGCACCUAAAUUAUGAUACCUUUGGUGCUCCUUCAAUAAAAAAAUCCCAAAACAGAGUACACUGAUGGACAUAGUUCUAGCAUUUUUCAAGCAUAUAGGGAACAAAAAAAAGAUUUUAUGGUGCUUGCACAAACGUGACAAGUUUGAAUAAAUGUUUGAGCAAGCUUUGAAGGGCAAAAGCAUUAUGCCUGUAUUUUAGGUUGUGAUGGAACUAUUUUUGUUUCUCAUUUUUGUAAGGUCAUCAACUUUUUUCCUACUUAUAUAAAUGUGUGAUCCACUCUAUUUCUUGUUUUUCUUGUACUCUAACUUAAACUUAUGACAUAAAUUUUUUCCCCUC